AUGUCAUUGUUUCGUCUUGAUGGACAAGUUGCCGUGGUCACUGGUGCAACACUGGGAAUUGGACUAGCAUACGCUGAAGGAUUAGCUUCUGCUGGGAUCAAACAAUUGAUCUUGACUUUUCGUUCACAAGCUACACUUGAUGCUGCUAUAUCACAGAUUAAGCAGUUUAACCCUGAUGUAAUCAUUAGUUCAAUCCAUGUUGAUUUCCUCGCGAUGCCUGAAGAUGAAAUCAUUGCAUUGAUAUACACUCAAUCGUACGCUAAAUCAACCACUGGUAUCAUUGACAUUUUGAUCAACAAUGCCGGUAUAAAUGAGCGACACCCAGUUGAAUCAUUCCCGCAAGACGAAUUCGACAAUGUUAUGAAAAUCGACAUGAAUAUCCCCAUCAAAUUAACGCGUCGUUUCGGCGCCAAGAUGCUUGAGUUGGGAACACGAGGCAAAAUUGUAAACACGGCAUCAGUACUAAGUUUCCAAAGCGGAGUCUAUACUGCUGCCUACACCGUGGCUAAGGGUGGUUUAAAGAAUUUCACCCAGGCUGUGGCCAAUGAAUGGAGUGAUCGUGGUGUACGUGUCAAUUGCUUAGCUCCCGGAUAUGUGGCUACGAAUUUAACUGAUUCGAUGUCUGAUGAGAAUCGUGAAUUGGUUAGUCGUAGGAUUCCCAUGGGGAGAUGGGGCAGGUGUGAUGAGUUUAGAGGGCCGAUUGUGUUUUUGUGUUCUGAAGCAUCAAGUUAUAUGACGGGACUGUGCUUGGUUGUUGAUGGUGGAUGGUUGGGUCGGUGA
Lodderomyces parapsilosis is the source of this 780-nucleotide messenger RNA. Its product is annotated as SDR family NAD(P)-dependent oxidoreductase. Gene Ontology annotation, molecular function: oxidoreductase activity, acting on the CH-OH group of donors, NAD or NADP as acceptor. The record is from RefSeq and is a predicted model, not a curated record. The coding region runs from base 1 to 780 and encodes 259 amino acids. The transcript has a single exon. Lineage: Eukaryota; Fungi; Ascomycota; Pichiomycetes; Serinales; Debaryomycetaceae.